This is a messenger RNA of Physeter macrocephalus (sperm whale), 2697 nucleotides long. It is a transcript of the gene LRAT, whose product is annotated as lecithin retinol acyltransferase. Gene Ontology annotation, molecular function: phosphatidylcholine-retinol O-acyltransferase activity. NCBI's taxonomy places the organism in Eukaryota, Metazoa, Chordata, Mammalia, Artiodactyla, Physeteridae. The transcript is spliced from 2 exons. The record is from RefSeq and is a predicted model, not a curated record. Bases 343 to 1035 code for a protein of 230 amino acids. Gene Ontology annotation, biological process: vitamin A metabolic process; retinol metabolic process. Gene Ontology annotation, cellular component: rough endoplasmic reticulum.
GCAGCUGAGUGCACCGCGCGCGGCCCUGCUCCCCGGCACCGCCUCCAGGUGCGCUUCCCGGCCUGGGGCUCGCGGGGCGGGUCCCGCUGAUUACGUGGCUAGCCGCCGCCAGCUCCUCAUCCUCCUCAGUCGCCAGUGCGGUGCGGCCAAGCCGAUCUCCUGGCUUCUCCUCCUCCCUUUUUUCUCUCACUGCCUCCUGCGCAGACGGCGUGCCCCGUGGCACUGGGCUGCUGGCCUGCGGGUGAGGAGCGGCGCAGCGCCCCUGUCCGGCCAGCUCACCUUGCCCGGCCCGGCUGUGCCCGAGUGGCGACGGUCCCCCCAAGACACACUUUUCCCUGCAGGAUGAAGAACCCAAUGCUGGAGGCGGUGUCACUAGUGCUGGAGAAGCUGCUCCUUAUCUCCAACUUCAAGCUCUUCAGUUCAGGCGCCCCGGGCGAAGACAAGGCAAGGAACACUUUCUAUGAGAUCAACUCUUUUCUCCGCGGCGACGUGCUGGAGGUGCCUCGGACCCACCUGACACACUAUGGCAUCUACCUGGGCGACAACCGUGUCGCCCAUAUGAUGCCUGACAUCCUGUUGGCCCUGACUGAGGACAAGGAGCUCACGCAGAAGGUGGUCUCCAACAAGCGUCUCAUCCUGGGCGUCAUUGGCAGGGUGGCCAGCAUCCGCGUGGACACAGUGGAGGACUUCGCCUACGGAGCCGACAUCCUGGUCAAUCACCUGGAUAGGGCCCUCAAGAAGAAGGCGCUGCUCAACGAAGAGGUGGCGCGGAGGGCGGAGAAGCUGCUGGGCAUGACUCCCUACAGCCUGCUGUGGAACAACUGCGAGCACUUCGUCACCUACUGCAGGUUCGGCACCGCGAUCAGCCCCCAGGCCGACAAGUUUUGUGAGAAUGUGAAGAUAAUUAUUCGUGAUCAGAGAAGUGUUCUUGCUUCGGCAGUCUUGGGAUUGGCAUCUAUAGUCUGUCUGGGUUUGGCAUCAUAUACUACCCUUCCUGCAAUUUUUAUUCCAUUCUGCUUAUGGAUGGCUGGCUAACUUCAUACCCUCGUUUCAGUGUGUGUAUUCUGUGUGUAGAUAUGUUUAUAUUUAUAGAGCACAAAUCAGUAUAAGCAUCGUUGAGAAAAAUGUGACCUGUAAUACUGCGUUCUGGAUAAAAAUGUGAUUAAGAAUCACACAAAGUGCUUACCGUGUAAGCCCAAGAACAAAGGCUUUCUGAAUCUUCCCAGGCAGUUCCAUUUCAAAGCACUGCGAAUCUUGGAAACAUGACAGCUUGUGCUAGAAUUCUCCAUCACAAGAAAAUCAGCCCCUAAGAUGAUGGCCGCAGGAGAUUAUUUGUGUUAUUUUUUUUUUCUCCUGUAAUCAUUGUUCUUCUCUGUUAAGCCUGAAUUAGAAGAUUGGAAAAUUUACUGAACGAGACCACUAACUUUAUUGUAAAUUUAUAUUGUUUCAUUGAAAAAUUAUAUUAAACUUAAAAAUUUUCCCUUAUUCAAAACAUGUUUGAUGAUUGGCCAAAAAAAAUCACAAUUUUUUCACGUAUUACAUAUAAUUUCCAAUAGGUCAAGAAUAACUUCAUUACUUGAAACAAUAUUGGCAAAGGUAAGGUUUAAUGAUAAAGUAACUGACCAGAACUAUAGAAAUCUGUGUUUUCCUGCAGAAAUAGCUACUAAUGCUAUAGUUUGAUUUGAUUUGGCUUUACUUAGUAGGAAACCUGGCAUUCAUUUUUUUUUCCUUUUAUUUUCCACUGUAGUUACUGUAAACCACUCUGAGAGGAAAAUGAACAUAGGAUUGAAGUAAUUCGGGUACUUGGAGUGCGUAUGUACCAGUUAAAUACACAGAUAUCCACAUACACUCAGACUGAUGAGAGAGACAAAUUAAGUUAGUUCUUGAUUGCUUUAUUAUCAUACCAGUGUAGUUAGUAUAGAGCAUUGGUGGAGGUGAACGUAAAAGCAUGUUCAAUCCAUUUUCUUAUGCCCUUGCGUCUGUGGUGUAACUUGCAUGUAUGUCAUCACUGCAUAGUUUAAUUUUAAAGCACUUACUAAUGCACUGUAUAAUUUGUAAAAGCCCUGAGAUUUGUUUCAUUUGUUCCAUUUCAUUGCUAAGUCAGUAUAGUUUACAUCCUUAAAAGAAUGAUGCUUCAGCAAUAUAUAAAACCCAAACAAGUAGGACCAAAGGAAAUAACUGUUAGAAAUCAUUUUUAAGUGUCUUAGUACCACCAGGCAUGUAAGUUGAUUACACAGAGGCUGUUUUAAUAUCAGAGUUGAGACGUAGCAGUGUUAAAGCAAGCAUGCAAGUACUUUUACAAAAUUACCAAAUUCUAAAAAGUAACCUACAAGCUAGACUUGCAUUUCAAGUAUUAAAAUUGCUUUAUAAACUAUCAAGAACCACAAAAUAAUGAGUCACAUAAUGAGUGGUAUGAGGAGGGUGGGGUUAGUCACUCAAAUCAAAACAAAUUUAAGAGCAGAUUUUAGUACAUCACCACUAAUUUACCUACAACAAAUUCAGUUAGAGUUUAAUAAUAAACUUUAAUUAUUUAAAUGUUUUGAAUAAUUGAAGCAUGAAAUGACAAACGCCACAGAGUAAAGUGUUCUAUGGGCCUAUUCCAACCACUUAAAGUUAUCUUAAGUGUGUAUACAUAAAAACAACCACUAUGAGAACUCCAUUGUAUGAGUGGUUUUUCACUUACUGUAUAUUACUCAU